CUCAUGGUGACAUGGCGCUGUUGUGGUUAACGGUGGUGGUUUUACAGUUAUGUUUUACACUGCAGGACAAUCAGUUCUGCGAAAUCGCCAAUGUCCAGAUCGAACAUGAAGAUGGAACCAGACAGGUUUUUGAAUUAAAACGAAUCGAACCGAUUAAGGGGGCCCCUUGCCUCGUAUGCGGGAAUAAGGCGAGCAACAGAGAAUGGGAAGCAACUCCGCUCAAGUUCAACAUUGUGUUGACGCCCGGCGAAGUUGUUGCAGAGUGUGAGACAGGCAAACACAAUCUCCCAGCUGGGCUUUGUACCUCUCAGAGUUUGAACCAAGUUUGCACAAAAGAUGAUCCGUCCUCAUGUCCAGAGGACCCCCAGAUAUUAGCGAACAGUAUAGUAGAACAAGGUCUUGUACCCAUGGCAACUGGAGAUGCUGAUAUUGACCAAAAGAUUGCGGUGGCAGUGGUCUUGGUUAAUUUAGGAUCUCAUGACCUCGCCAUUCAAAAGUUUACAAAAAUACUUCAGGUCAAUCCAAGAACUGUAGCUGCUUUCUAUGGCCGAGGAGUGGCCUAUGCAAGGAAAGGCUUAAACAUACCGGAAAAUGCAGUAUUAGCCCUGUCCGACUUCACAGAAGCCAUUCAGACGGAUAAAAAGAGACAUGAAGCCUAUGAAAGGAGAGCAGAGGUGUAUAUCAGUCUCGGUCAGUAUAACGAAGCGCUGGAGGAUCUCACAGUGGCCAUCAAACACAGACCCACAGAAAAACUAUAUUUUAUGAGAGGUGUUAUCAAUCUUUUACUAGAGAAUUUUGCAGAUGCUGAGAUGGAUUUUAAACAGAAUCUGGAGUCUGAGGGUGACAUGUACAUCAUGUCCUACUUCAACCUGGGUCUGGCCCAGUACUACAGGGGUCGUGUCAGGAAUGCUAUAGAAGUAUUUAAAGAAAUUCUAAAGAAGAAACCAGAUCACAUAGAAGCAUGUACAAGUUUAGCACAGGCAUUCAAAGAAUUAGGCAACUUGAAAGCAGCCCGAAGUCGUUUUAAUCAGUCACUUGCAUUGGACCCUAACCACAGCCUGUCUCUGCAGCUCCAGGGGAGUAUGAUGUACCACAGUGGGGACUCCCAAGGGCCAUUGAUUCCGUUUCAGAAAUGUUUAGAAAUCGACUCAGAAAACGUUCACUGCCAAUAUAUGCAAGGCCUGGCCUACGUAGCUAUGGGCAAGUUUUACGAUGGGGUCAAGGCCUCCACGAAAGUCAUGGUAAAAAGUCAAGGAUCUAUAAAAAUGUCACCUGAGUUUAUAAAAGCUCAUUACCUCCGAGAAUAUGGCCGAUAUUUACAUUCCAAGUUAGACGUGAACCUGGACCAGCUCCAACCAGAGUACGAUCUGGGAGACGAAUUCCAGGACCACUGGGUCAAAACAUUGCCUUUUACAUUUACGAAACCAUAUCAAGAGCAGCCAGGUUUACAGCCAGACAUCAGAGAUGUCAGCCCACAGACUCUGUCCAGCUACCCCCCUCAAGUACAGUCCCUGCUAUGUCGGGCGGAGAAGAUUGGCUGGUCCAUGCAGGUCAACUCGGAUGGCUUUACACCCAAUAAAAGACUUAACCUGGCUAUGGGGCUUGCCUCUAUACAUAUAGCACAACAUUUUGAGAUGAAAUGGAAAAGUUAUAAAAAUACAAAAGGAAGUGGAGUCAAUAUCACAGAGAGGCCAAUAAGCUGGAGGGAGGUGUUUGGAAUAGCAGUGCAAUAUCGUCGCCUAGCCGACCCGGAACAGCCAGUGUUGUGGGUGUCAUCUCUACCUGAUCAUCUUACAACAGAAGGACAUCGGACAGAUAUCACGUUUAUAAGGGGAUCUGUGGCAAACUUAAAAGUAAUGCAGUAUUUUGACCUGGUGUUUAAACUGGCCAAGACAAUGCUGGAACACUAUUCAGGGGAGGGUGCUGUAUCCUAUGCUAACCUCAAGGAAGACAUAAGGAAGGCCCAGUCAUGUGAGGACCUCCUAUCAGUAGCCAGGAAGAGAAAGAUCAACCCCCAUGGGUUUCUUGUGUCAACACAAGUGCCCAGCAUGACUAAGACGAAGGAGGAGGAUCGCUUAGACGGGGCCAUGCUGAUCCUGACGGAGGACUUAAAUGGCAAGAUUGUGUUUGCUCUGAACAUAGCCAAUACCCAAGAGCGGAUGACGAUGUACUCGUCAGAGAUGGACUAUGUUUUUACUCAGAUACAGGACGAGAUCAGGAAGACAGGCCUCAGCAAGAUAUCUGACAUCGACCAGAUACUGAACCUGAUUGUCUCCCUGGUAUACUACUUCUACAACCUCAUGCCCCUCACCCGAGGCUCCAGUGUUGUGGCAUACACAGUAGCCCUCGGUCUGGUCAUGUCGGUAGGAAGACAGGUGACAGGGAAGAUACCUACAGGCAAGCUGCUAGAGUUAGAAGCCAUGCUAGCAGGUGCCCCUGAUGCCUUUGUUGCUGUCUCUAAACAGUGGAUGAGUAUCAAGAAAAACAACAAUCUUGUCUCAACUCUCCCUAAAGUAUCAGAAGUAUUUCCAACAGUGCGCCAUGUUUUAGAAGCCCUGACAGUAAACACGAGCUCGUGUUAAUAUAUAGGAAUUUUAACUGUUUUAAAUUUUAUAUGCAUUCCAGCAUCAAUCACACUCCCAAUGAUAUAUGCACAACAGUCUCCUGAAAUAAUGAUCUCAGUCAGAAGUCAAGGGUGCUGCAUUCUCAGCGAUGAAACACGAACAUGUCAUUCAGAAAUAGCGGAAAACACUAGGUGACGUGACAUGGGUGUGUCUGUGUCUAUGUGGGUAUUGGGGGUAGUGGGACCCUUGUCCCAUGCUGUGCAAAUCCGUUAAAUAGUUUUGUAUGCCACUAUGUGCCUUACUGUUUGAGCCUGACAAAUAUGACAAAAGCAAUUAAGGAGACUUUGAUCUGAGAAAAAUCCCAAUCCAGAUGAGCAGUAUUUCUUGUUUUACAUAAGAUCCAAACCCAUUGAUAAAUGACUGAUUGAAAGGAGGUUUAUUUCAUAUUUAAAAUGUGAAAUAUACUCUUGUUUUGUUUUCUAUAUUUUGUCAGUCUUACUAAUUGUACAUUUUCAAUCUUUUUUCAUAAUUGUCAAAGAGAGACAAGAACAUUUAGCUUUAUAUCAGGUUGUCGUGUAGUUUAAGUGUUGAGUCGUGGAGAAUGCAGCACAAUGAGCCUGUCUUCACAGUGUUAUCUCAGUACUGAUUGUACUGACAUUAUGUUAUCCAGAUGAGGCCACACUUUUGAAUUGUUUUGUUUACAGUUGGAUAGAUUGACCCCAAAAGUCAGUCAUAAAUUUCAAUUUAGUUAUUUAUUAAUUCUUGUUUGCCCAACAACUCCAUCUUUGAUAGAGUGGAGCAAUAAGUUACCUUUAAACGUUCUGAUUAAUAAUUGAUCAGAUAUUUGUCUGUAGACUCUGGGAAUCGCAAUAUGUAUACAGAGAACAAAGCUUGUACUAAUUCUGCUGUUUUGGGGAUCUGACUUACUCACACUGUAAGAAUGUGAAAGUUGUUUUUAAGGUUUAAAAGUUUAAAGCAGAAAGAAACAAUCAUUUGCUAACAUGUUCAGAAAAUCAGUUCAUAACAAUGACUUUAUGUGAUUGCAGCUAAAGGUAUGGUCCCCUGCUCUAAUGACCUUCGCGAUAUGUAUGUGGCACUGCACUUAUACACAUUCUGGAGUUUAUAUUCAGGAGUAAUUGUAACUGUUUUCCCAAUUUCUGUAUGUUACUUGAUAUAUACUUCUCAAAAUAAGAUAAGGAACACCUGAUCUUUUCCUUGUCUAUAGUUAAUCAGUGAUCUAUCAUUGUAGGACACACUAACCAAAGUCAUAUGAGAGACAUUGGGCGUUCUUUUGAGCAUUUUAUACCGCAAAAAAUAAUUAUUAAGUUGAUUUUGCUCUUACCUAUUACUAAGAUGGAUAAUAAGAGAGAGAAAUUAAGCAAGCAAAUUUGAAAACAAAUUUUGUUAAUGACAGUAUUAGAGAUGAUGAAAGGAGAGCCUGUCAGCAAAGGGUUCUCUGUGUUCAGUAACACUUGUUACAUCCCCAAUAACAUGAUAUGAUUUAUGCAAAUUUUCCCGAAUGUUUACAAGUAAACAUUGAAGAUUGUGCCAGUUUUCUAUAGUUUGUACCCAGCCAGAUGUCAACAGUGCUGUCAAUAAAACAGUUGUUAUAUCCUAAA
Molecule: messenger RNA, 4183 nt
Organism: Haliotis rubra (blacklip abalone)
Lineage: Eukaryota; Metazoa; Mollusca; Gastropoda; Lepetellida; Haliotidae
Product: tetratricopeptide repeat protein 13-like
Exons: 25
Coding region: 12-2582 (856 amino acids)
Molecular function (GO): protein binding
Source: RefSeq, a predicted model, not a curated record